CCGCCUUGGCCCGGACGGCUCGCGGGGCAUCUCCGUCCAUCAUCGUGCGGGUCGCGGCCUCCGCCGCUCAAACAACCUUCAUAAUAUACUACCGCUCCCACUCUCGCUCGCUCCCUCCCUCCCUCCCUCCGGCCUCCACGCAGCCGCGGCCUCGUCUCGUCCGAUCCCCUCGACCCCCGCGUCCCGCAAUGGCGGCCGCGGCCGCGGCCGCCGCCGGCGAGUCGGCCGGCGAGCUGCUGCGCCGCGCGGCGGCGCUGGUCCCCGCGGAGCACUACGCGCUCGCGGCCCUCGUCGCCGUGUCGGUCCUCGCGUACCGGUUCGUGGAGCUCCACGUCAUCGGCGACCUCCUCCGCGGCCUCCGCGGCCGCCGCGUCGAGCUCACCUUCCACCCCGCCUCCGAGAUCUACCACUGCGUCGCCUCCAAGUGCCGCUCCCUCCACGGCAGGUACCUGGCGACGCCUUGGCUUGCGAGCCCGCAUUUGCAGACAUUGUUCCUGGGAAUCCACGGGAGACCGCCGUCCUUCACCUACAAGAGGCAACUAUACACAGUUCGUGAUGGUGGAACCAUUGCUUUGGAUUGGCUGCUGGCCUUUGAUUUGGAGGAUGCAGAUGAGAUCAUUUCAAAAGAUUCUUCAACACCCCUUUUAGUUGUCGUCCCUGGAUUAACCAGUGAUUCUGAUGCUGCUUAUGCAAAACACUUGGUUCAUUCCAUGGCGAGAAAAGGGUGGAAUGUUGUUGUAAGUAACCACAGGGGUCUUGGUGGUGUGUCCAUUACAUCAGAUUGCCUCUACAAUGGUGGAUGGACAGAGGAUGUCCGAGAAGUUAUUAAUUAUCUCCAUCGCAAGUAUCCAAAGGCUCCGAUGUUCUGUGUUGGUACAAGCAUAGGUGCCAAUAUCCUGGUCAAGUACCUUGGAGAAGAAGGUGAGAGUACUCCUCUGGCUGGUGCUGCAUCUAUUUGUUCUCCAUGGGAUCUGGUGGUAUGUGACAGAUUUAUUUCCCGUAAGCUUGUGCAACGGUUUUAUGACAAAGCCCUUGCGUUUGGUCUAAAGGGCUAUGCAAAGCUACAUCAACCUGUCUUGGCUCGCCUUGCAAAUUGGGAGGGUAUUAAAAAGUCACGCUCUAUCCGGGAGUUUGACCACCAUGCCACUUGCAUUGUUGCAAAAUAUGAGACUGUGGAUACCUACUACCGCCGGUGCAGCAGUGCUAGUUUUGUUGGUAAUGUGUCAGUUCCCUUGCUUUGUAUAAGUGCUUUGGAUGACCCCCUUUGCACAAGAGAGGCAAUUCCUUGGGACGAAUGCAGAGCGAACAAGAACAUUGUUUUGGCAACUACUCAGAAUGGCGGCCAUCUUGCAUUUUUUCAAGGACUAACUGCUGGAAAACUAUGGUGGGUCGGAGCUGUGUCUGAGUUCCUAUGUGCUCUGCAUGACAGCUCGUACAUGCAUCAACAAAAGGCGGAAGAACAUGUUCUGCAUUCUUCACUGGAGUCGUCCAUUGACAAGAGCCCGUACGUCAACAUCCUUGGAGACGGAAUGAUAGCUCCGGUCGGAAACGAUGGCCCCCCUUCUAGCCAGAUCAGCGAUGAUCUGAAGCCGAAUGCCACGGUGAACAGCACGCAAGAAGAUGAAGAAGCCAAGGAAGUGGAGAACAGAAGCGGCACUGAUGGAGAUGCAAUGCCCGCUCAAAGCCCUGCAGCUGCAGGGUCCACAAAGCAGCAAGGGGAGGAACGCUACGCUGAUAAGAUCCGCGACGCCAUGGCUCCCGUCAAGAGAUCCGUAAACAAGCUCGCUCGGUACCAAGGGAGGUCAGUCUGGCUCCUCGCGUACGUAGCCUUGGUAACGUCGUGGCCGCUGCUUGGCUCCCUGGCUUUCAUGCUCUUCAGGAAGAAGUCGAGGCAUCCUCUGUCCGCUAAGUAAUCAUGGUACAGCAGAUAAGUAAACUGUGCGCAUAGUAUUUAUUCCUUUUGCAUCAUGGUCUGUAUGCACGCCUUGGUGCAGUGGUCGGAAUAAUAACGGUGUCAUACAUGCACCUGUCUUCAGCUAUACGUGUUUAGGCAAUUUUAUGCCGAUAAGAUGCUUCCA
Aegilops tauschii subsp. strangulata is the source of this 2078-nucleotide messenger RNA. RefSeq lists its product as uncharacterized. NCBI's taxonomy places the organism in Eukaryota, Viridiplantae, Streptophyta, Magnoliopsida, Poales, Poaceae. Gene Ontology annotation, biological process: lipid metabolic process. Gene Ontology annotation, molecular function: monoacylglycerol lipase activity; short-chain carboxylesterase activity. The record is from RefSeq and is a predicted model, not a curated record.